GCGCGGAGCGUAAUGCCCAUGUUGUUCUACGCUCUGCUCACUGCGUGUCUGAUCGGCGUCCGGGCAGAGCCAUCCCCAGCCAGCAAUGCGCCAGCAGGAGACGCCGUUCCCCGCGCGCACUGGACCAGACUCCAGCACUCCUUGGACACGGCCCUCCGCAAAGCCCACGGCGCCCCGGCUGCCCCGAUAGCUGCCCGGGUGUCAGGGGAGACGCGCAACAUCUCUGUGGACCCCAGGUUGUUUAAGAAAAGGCGACUAAGGUCGCCCCGGGUGCUGUUCAGCACCCAGCCCCCACCCGUGUCUGGGGACCCCCAGGACCCAGACCUGCCACUCCCGGAGGGCUCGGCCUUCAACAGGACUCAGAGGAGCAGGCGCUCACCCAGCCACCCCGUCUUCCACAUGGGGGAGUUCUCGGUCUGUGACAGCGUCAGCGUGUGGGUCGGGGACAAGACCACGGCCACAGACAUCAAGGGCAAAGAGGUGGCGGUGCUGAGUGAGGUGAACAUCAACAACAGCGUCUUCAAACAGUACUUUUUUGAGACCAAAUGCCGAGAGCCCAGCCCCGCGGAGGGUGGCUGCCGCGGGAUCGACGCCAAACACUGGAACUCAUACUGCACCACCACGCACACCUUCGUCAAGGCGCUCACCACCGACGCCAAGCAGGCGGCCUGGCGCUUCAUCCGCAUCGACACGGCCUGCGUGUGCGUCCUCAGCCGCAAGGCCGCCCGCCGGGGCUGA
Dipodomys ordii (Ord's kangaroo rat) is the source of this 738-nucleotide messenger RNA. RefSeq names its product nerve growth factor (beta polypeptide) (gene Ngf). Lineage: Eukaryota; Metazoa; Chordata; Mammalia; Rodentia; Heteromyidae. The coding region runs from base 13 to 738 and encodes 241 amino acids. Gene Ontology annotation, molecular function: growth factor activity; nerve growth factor receptor binding. Gene Ontology annotation, biological process: negative regulation of neuron apoptotic process; regulation of neuron differentiation; cell surface receptor protein tyrosine kinase signaling pathway. The record is from RefSeq and is a predicted model, not a curated record. The transcript has a single exon.